UCGGAAGAGCCAGGGUGGGUGGAGGAGAGAGGACAGAGCCGAGGGUCAGGGCCGGGGAGGUAGAGGCUGGGUGGCCACCGAGGCCGGAGGGGGAGAGAAGGCGAGGCAGAGAGGGCAGAGGGGCAGCCACAGGGGCUGAGAAAGGAGGGCGGCCCGUCCAAGGGUGCGGGGCCGCAGGGCAGGGCCGCAGGCGGAGGAUGGCCGCGCGGGGAGCCCGGGAGGAGCGCCGGCCGCUGGUGGCGCGCAGGCCGCGGGCGCCCCGACGGUGGCGGCGGACCGCGGCGGCCGCGGUGCUGCUGGUGGAGACGCUGGAGCGCGCCGCCUUCUUCGGCGUCUCGGCCAACCUGGUGCUCUACCUCAACGGCGCCAGCUUCAACUGGGACGGCCAGCAGGCGUCCCGCGCCGCGCUCGUCUUCCUGGGCGCGUCCUACCUGCUGGCGCCCGUGGGCGGCUGGCUGGCCGACGCGUACCUGGGCCGCUCGCGCGCCAUCGCGCUCAGCCUGCUGCUCUACCUGGUCGCCUCCAGCCUGCUGCCCGCCACCGCCUUCGUCGACGGCCGCCGCUCCUUCUGCGGGGAGAUGCCCGUGUCGCCGCUGGCGCCCGCCUGCCCGUCGCCCGACUGCACGCGCGUCUCGCCCACCCCGUACUGCGCGCCCACCCUCUACUCCGGGCUGCUGCUGCUCGCCCUCGCCGCCAGCUCCAUCAGGAGCAACCUCACCUCCUUCGGGGCGGACCAGGUGAUGGAUCUUGGUCGCCAUGCCAGCCGUCGCUUCUUCAACUGGCUUUACUGGAGUAUCAACGUGGGUGCCGUGCUCUCGCUGCUGGUGGUGGCUUUUAUCCAACAGAACGUCGGCUUCCUGCUGGGCUACAGCAUCCCCGUGGGCUGCGUGGGUUUGGCCUUCUUCAUCUUCCUCUUUGCCACCCCCAUCUUCGUCACCAAGCCCCCCACAGGCAGCCAAGUGUCCUCUAUGCUUAAACUCGCUCUCCAAAGCUGCUGUCCCCGGCUGUGGCCCCAACACUCUGUCAGAGACCCUCAAGGCACCCAGCCACUGCCUAACCAGAGGUCUCCCCAGCCUGGUCCUUCCCCCCAAGAGGACAUGGCCAACUUUCAGGUGCUGGUGAAGCUCUUGCCGGUCAUGGUGACCCUGGUGCCUUACUGGAUGGUGUAUUUCCAGAUGCAGUCCACGUACGUCCUGCAGGGUCUUCACCUCCGCAUCCCGAACAUUUUCCCAGACAAUCCCGCCAACAGCUCCGCGGCUCUGGGAGCUCAGCUCGGAGGCUACAAGAUCCCAGAAGCCUGGCUCCUCCUGGCCAACGUCGUGGUGGUGCUCAUCCUGGUGCCUGUGAAGGACCACCUGCUGGACCCUUUACUGCUGCGGUGCAAGCUGCUUCCCUCGGCCCUGCAGAAGAUGGCCCUGGGGAUGUUCUUCGGCUUUGCCUCUGUCCUUGUGGCAGGAGGCCUGGAGAUGGAGCGCUUACAGUACAUCCAUCGCAACCAGACGGUGUCCCAGCAGAUCGGGAAGGAUAUGUACUACGCAGCUCCGCUGUCCAUCUGGUGGCAGAUUCCUCAGUACCUGCUCAUCGGGAUCAGUGAGAUUUUUGCCAGUAUCCCAGGCCUGGAGUUUGCGUACUCGGAGGCUCCGCGCUCCAUGCAGGGCGCCAUCAUGGGCAUCUUCUUCUGCCUGUCCGGAGUGGGCUCGCUGUUGGGCUCCAGCCUCGUGGCACUGCUGUCCCUGCCCAGGGGCUGGCUCUAUUGCCCUAGGGACUUUGGGAACAUCAACAAUUGCCGGAUGGACCUGUACUUCUUCCUGCUGGCCGGCAUCCAGGCCGCCACGGCCCUCCUGUUUAUGUGGAUCGCUGGCCGCUACGAGAGGGUAGCUCAGGCCCCAACUUCCCAAAGCUGUCCCAGCAGGGACAGGGGCUGAACACCUUCCCCGCCCUGCUCUCCCCAGGACACAGACAGUCCAGGCCCAGUGGAGGUUCCUUGAGUUUAUUCUGUACCCAACGUUAGGAUGAAAUGGUUCAUAAAUAAGGGGCAUAAGCCCUUCCUCACGA
Mustela lutreola (European mink) is the source of this 2055-nucleotide messenger RNA. It is a transcript of the gene SLC15A3, whose product is annotated as solute carrier family 15 member 3. Lineage: Eukaryota; Metazoa; Chordata; Mammalia; Carnivora; Mustelidae. Gene Ontology annotation, molecular function: transmembrane transporter activity. The transcript is spliced from 8 exons. The coding region runs from base 198 to 1925 and encodes 575 amino acids. Gene Ontology annotation, cellular component: lysosomal membrane. Gene Ontology annotation, biological process: transmembrane transport. The record is from RefSeq and is a predicted model, not a curated record.